Molecule: messenger RNA, 841 nt
Organism: Tauraco erythrolophus (red-crested turaco)
Lineage: Eukaryota; Metazoa; Chordata; Aves; Musophagiformes; Musophagidae
Source: RefSeq, a predicted model, not a curated record
AAGCCACAUCUGUUUUGGCAUGAAAUCUCCAGAGGAGAUGCGUCAGCAAGCUCACAUUCAAGUGGUCAGCAAAAACUUGUAUAGCCAGGACAACCAUCACUCUCCGCUGCAGUAUGGCGUACUUGACCAUCGCAUGGGAACUAGUGAAAAAGACCGUCCGUGUGAAACCUGUGGAAAAAAUCUAGCUGAUUGUUUAGGACAUUAUGGGUACAUUGACUUAGAACUUCCAUGUUUUCAUGUCGGCUACUUCAAAGCUGUGAUAGGCAUCUUGCAGAUGAUCUGCAAAACCUGUUGCCAUAUCAUGCUGUCGGUGGAAGAAAAAAAACAAUUUUUGGAUUACCUGAAGCGACCUGGCCUUACAUAUCUUCAGAAGAGAGGACUGAAAAAGAAAGUGUCUGAAAAGUGUCGAAAGAAAAACACUUGUCCUUACUGUGGUGCCUUUAAUGGAACUGUGAAGAAGUGUGGUUUGUUGAAAAUAAUACAUGAAAAAUACAAGACCAAUAAGAAAGUUGUAGAUCCAGUAGUAUCUACUUUUCUUCAGUCCUUUGAAACUGCCAUAGAACAUAACAAAGAAGUAGAACCCUUACUGGGAAGAGCUCAGGAAAACUUGAAUCCUUUGAUAGUAUUGAACCUCUUUAAAAGAAUUCCAGCAGAAGACAUCCCUCUGCUUCUAAUGAACCCAGAGGCCGGUAAACCUUCAGAUUUGAUCCUCAGACGACUCUUAGUGCCUCCACUGUGUAUCAGACCCUCUGUCGUGAGUGACUUGAAGUCGGGCACCAACGAAGACGACUUGACAAUGAAACUGACAGAGAUAAUCUUUCUCAACGAUGUAAUAAAAAAG